UGGUGGAAAGUGGACGUGUGUUGAACCUCCUCCUUACAUUUCUCAAUGUAAACACACCCAUAUGGAGAAUAAAUACAGGAUUUACCAAUGUAGGAAACCCCAAGGCGGCGUAAUACGUCAUCUGAGUCACCUCACCAGUGGAGAUAUCUGCCUAAACAUCAAUAUUUACACCAACAAAGAUGUUUAUGCAGAGAAUGUUUAACGUUCUCUCACAAAAUUCAAACCUUCCAGUAGAUAGAAGUAAACCUAGACAAGUGCCUAACGGUGGACGGGAGCAACAAGGGUGUAUCAGCCACCAUCACCACCACCACCACCACCAUCACCACCACCACCACCAUCCCAACACCACCACUCAAACCCCUUCCACCACCACCACCCCCAACCACUGCAACCACACCUCCCCCACCUCCAAACCCACUACCACCCCAAGUGGUCGACACUGUGGAGGCACCGACAAAGUCUAUCGGAUAGAUAAACAAGGCACGGAAAGGGAACGGUUGUAUCGAGUCGACAAGACAGUAGACGAGAGAGGAAAGGUCACCUCAAAGGUACUUGGCAAAGGUGGUUUUGGCACUGUCUACGCCGGCACUAGAAUGAAAGAUGGCGCACCAGUGGCUAUCAAACUGAUAGCCAAGGAUAGAGUUCCUGCAUGGGGAGUGGUGAACGGCCAGAGGGUACCUAUGGAGGUGGCGCUCCUACUGCGGGUUUCCCACGUUCCUCAGGUGGUAAGACUCCUGGACUGGCUGGAAAAAGACGACUCGUUCCUGCUGAUCCUGGAACGACCUAGUCCCUGUAAGGACUUGUACGACUACGUCACUGAGAGAGGACCCUUACCUGAGGAGGAAGCUAGGGACCUGAUGACGCAGGUGGUAUCAAUGGUGCUGUCUUGUCACAUGGCUGGAGUCAUUCACCGGGACAUUAAGGACGAAAAUCUCCUGGUAACCACGGACAGACAAGGGAGAGUCACCCUUAAGCUCAUAGAUUUCGGCUCAGGAGCUUUUUUUGUCAGAGAUAAAAUUUAUACAGACUUUGAGGGUACUAAGGUGUACUCGCCCCCUGAGUGGAUACUUCACAAUCAGUACCAAGGUGUCCCAGCAACUGUCUGGUCCCUGGGCAUCCUGCUCUACGACCUGGUCUUCGGAGAUAUACCCUUUGAGUACGAGGAACAAAUCGUUUCUGCUAGAUUACAGUUCCGUCUUCCGGUCUCCGAGGAAUGUCAGUCUUUGAUCCGUUGGUGUUUGCGGCUCCGGCCGAGCGAUCGUCCCUUUCUGGAACAGAUCCUACAGCAUCCUUGGUUUAUCUUGCGAUCCAAGGAUACCUUAACUAGAUCCAUCUCCACUAGGAGUGCUCCUGCAGCCACUCCUUCAUCCCUGGCUGCUGUGACUUCACCUGUCGGUUCCCUGGGUUCCGUUGGUUCGUCUCAUAGUUCCGGUUCACUACCACCUACUCCUCGACCGCAGGAAAGACUUGACUUCAGUUCGACUUCGUCACAAGGAAGUCACGCAACUACAUUGUGACGUCAGAGGCGCAUAACCGCCACCAUGUAAUUUAUAUUCAUGCCCUAAAAGGGCAUCAUACCCCAGCACCAAAGCCUUGUUGUUACGUUGUAGUGAGUCAUAAUGUAUAUAGCUCCAUUAUCACCGUAAUCAUUGUUCCGAUUUUUUUUCGUAACUUGGCUACCCGUCGUAGCCUGUCGGUCUAAAUAGACAACAUUCUAAUUAAUUUUCUAAUUGUAUUUAGGCUGUGUCCUGUGGCGGAAAUCCUCUUACGAGGCUUCUCAAGGGGCAUGUCCAUUGUAACAGUGAAUUAAACUGUGACACUAGUAUACAAGGGCCUUGUAACGACAGUAUUGGUGAUUAGAUGUAGGUUAUUCUGUGACUUGUAAUACCUGGACUGCGGGGGUCAACGCCCCAGGGGCCCGGUCUGUGACCAGGCUUCCAGGUUUCCCACAAGCCAUGACCCUUUUAAGCGAAGCCAACUCUUGUGACAUUAUGUACAAGGAGACUAGAGGCGAGUGUUGAGUUUCUGUCUCUCUUUAGAAGGGAGAAGAGUGGGUGGAAAUGUCUUAGAUACAGUGGUGGUCUUGACGGGUUGCUUGCACGUUUCCACCCUGGACAGGGUGGAAACUGCCGAAAUGUUGCACUCCGUUGCAUGUUUUAUCUUCACGCUCUGUGUAGAGUUUCACAGCUUGUUUAAGCUCUGGAUUUUGCUCUCUGUGAUCCACAGGUGACUGGUCACUGUCUCUCUCUGUCUCUCUCUAUACCUCUGUCUCUGUCUGUCUGUCUCUCUCUCUCUCUCUCUCUCUAAAGUACUAUCCUUGCCUCAGACACCUAGAUAGUACAGGAUAGUUCUUAAAUUUAAGUAGUAGUUGUCGUAGAUAGUCUUGAACCAAACUAUCAAGUCCUCUUCUGUGUGUCGCUUCCCAGUACUACCAAGUACAGUGGACCCCCGCAUAACGAUCACCUCCGAAUGCGACUAAUUAUGUAAGUGUAUUUAUGUAAGUGCGUUUGUACGUGUAUGUUUGGGGGUCUGAAAUGGACUAAUCUACUUCACAAUAUUCCUUAUGGGAACAAAUUCGGUCAGUACUGGCACCUGAACAUACUUCUGGAGUGAAAAAAUAUCGUUAACCGGGGGUCCACUGUACUUGUAAGUACUCCCAAGUACUCCCAAGUACUCUCGAGUACAUGUAUUUCUCUGCCUUCUUACAAUCCCAGCCUCUUAACGUCCCUUAAAUCCCUAUCCCCUUAAAUCCCUAUCCCCUUAAAUCCCUAUCCCCUUAAAUCCCUUUCCCCUUAAAUCCCUUUCUCUUUAAAUCCCUUUCCCCUUAAAUCCCUUUCCCCUUAAAUCCCUUUUCCCUUAAAUCACUUUCUCCUUAAAUUCCUUUCCCCUUAAAUCCCUUCCUCCUUAAAUCCCUUUCUCCUUAAAUCCAUUUCCCCUUAAAUCCCUUUCCCCUUAAAUCCCUUUCUCCUUAAAUCCCUUUCCCCUUAAAUCCCUUUCCCCUUAAAUCCCUUUCUCCUUAAAUCCCUUUCCCCUUAAAUCCCUAUCCCCUUAAAUCCCUUUCUUCUUAAAUCCCUUUCCCCUUAAACCCCUUUCCCCUUAAAUCCGUUUUCCCUUAAGUCCCUUUCCCUUUAACUCCUUUUUUUCAUUCUAGGGGGCUUUGACCCCCUUUCUUUCGUCCUAGGGGGUACUGACCCUCUUUCUUUCAUCCUAGGGGGGCUUUGAUCCCCUUUUUUUCGUCCUAGGGGCACUGACCCCUUUUUUAGGCGCCCCCUUGGGCCUUCUCCCAGACCAUAAUGAACCAGGGGGCACAGACCCCCCCGUCCAGCAUCAUCUGAUUUAGCCUCUUCACUUCUCCCCACCCCCAAAGGGCGCUGUAUGACAACCCUCUUUACGGGUUUAGCGUUUCCCAGCUACUGUAUAAAAUACGUCAAGACGCCCUGUUGUAGUAAGAUUGUAUUUUUUAACCUUGAUUUAUAAGUUAUUGUAUAUAUAUAUAUAUAUAUAUAUAUAUAUAUAUAUAUAUAUAUAUAAAUUACACAAAGUUUAAUUUGUUCUCAAAAUGAGACAUUGCGUUUCCCUAAGAGUUUAGCGCUUCCCUGUAUGACGAUAGCAGCUCCACUUCCUGGGAUGAAGAGCCCUGCCAUAGUCUUCUCGUCAUACUGAGUCGCUCUCUAGCCUCGCUGAAUAAUUUUAAUAAUUUCAAAACACGAUUUUAAUGUAAUUAGGUCCUAAAGUAAUUAGGUCCUAAAGUAAUUAGGUCCUAACGAAAUUAGGUCCUAAAGUAAUUAGGUCCUAAAGUAAUUAGGUCCUAACGAAAUUAGGUCCUAGUGUAAUUAGGUCCUAGUGUAAUCAGGUCCUAAUGUAAUUAGGUUCUAGUGUAAUUAGGUCCUAGUGUAAUCAGGUCCUAGUGUAAUUAGGUCUAGUGUAAUUAGGUCCUAGUGUUAUCAGGUCCUAAUGCAAUUAGGUCCCAGUAUAAUUAUGUCCUAAUGUAAUUAGGCCACUAUGUUAUUAGGUCAUAAUGUAAUUAGGUCCUAGUGUAAUUAGGUCCUAGUGUAAUUAGGUCCUAGUGUAAUCAGGUCCUAGUGUAAUUAGGUCUAGUGUAAUUAGGUCCUAGUGUUAUCAGGUCCUAAUGCAAUUAGGUCCCAGUAUAAUUAUGUCCUAAUGUAAUUAGGCCAUUAUCUUAUUAGGCCCUAAUGUAAUUAGGUCCCAGUGUAAUUAGAUCCUAAUAUAAUUAGGACCUAAUGUAAUUAGGUCCUAGUGUAUUUAGGUCCCCGUUUAAUCAGGUCCUAAUGUAAUUAGGUGCUUCAGAUUUUUGGGAUCAUCGUGUCCAAUUUUUGCUCCAGAUUUCGAAAAAAAAUCCACUGAAA
Cherax quadricarinatus is the source of this 4367-nucleotide messenger RNA. The record is from RefSeq and is a predicted model, not a curated record. NCBI's taxonomy places the organism in Eukaryota, Metazoa, Arthropoda, Malacostraca, Decapoda, Parastacidae.